AUGACGACUACCUCCCCUCACAUGCCCUACAUGAAAGAAUGCCUCUCCCUAGCGGAAAAAUCACCCCCAAGACCUACCAAUUUUCGAGUUGGCGCAGUCCUCAUAUCCCGGAGAGACAACGAUCCCACCUUCAAAGACGACCGGAUCCUCUCGACGGGGUACACAAUGGAGCUCGCAGGCAACACACAUGCAGAGCAAUGCUGCUUCGCCAACUACGCUGCAGUACACAAUGUCCCCGACGAUAAAGUGAGCGAAGUCCUCCCCGUUGAGCCCGGACGCAAGCUUGUCAUGUAUGUGACGAUGGAGCCGUGCGGGAAGCGGCUGUCUGGGAAUACGCCAUGUGUGCAGCGCAUCACGCAGACAGCGGAGGGCGGGCGAGAGGGUAUCCAUAAGGUUUAUUUUGGAGUCAAGGAGCCUGGCACGUUUGUUGGCGAGUCUGAGGGGUGUCGGAUGUUAACUCAGGCUGGCAUUGAAUGGGAGCAUGUUAGUGGCUUGGAAAGGGAGAUUUUAACUGUUGCUUUUGCGGGGCACGACAAUGCGGAGAAGGAGGUCAGGGCCGCAUUGGGAGAGAAGGAGACUAAUGUUGAUGACAUCAGUGCUGAGGAGAGGAAGAGGCAGGAGGCGAUGCCGAGGAAUCCGUUGAAGAGGAUGAUGGAGGGGGAUAAGCAUGUCUAUCUAUAA
Molecule: messenger RNA, 681 nt
Organism: Penicillium coprophilum
Lineage: Eukaryota; Fungi; Ascomycota; Eurotiomycetes; Eurotiales; Aspergillaceae
Product: putative DRAP deaminase
Exons: 1
Coding region: 1-681 (226 amino acids)
Molecular function (GO): catalytic activity
Source: RefSeq, a predicted model, not a curated record